UCAUAUGUAAACAAAUAUGGCGGAUAUAUGAUACGAAUAAAUGACGGGGAGUGAAACUAUCAUCAUGUUACAAUUCAAAGUACAUAUAAGAAACAGAAAAUACUUAUUUAGGCCUCAAGAACACUGCUUUGGCUGCCUAAGAUGAAACUGAUCUGUGCUGGUCUGCUCAAGACGGGAACCAAAUCAAUCGCUCGUGCACUGCGAAUUCUCGGCUAUAAAGUCUACGAUUUCGAUGAACAAAUCUUGUACUAUAUGGACGAGUGGUUAGAUUUGUACAAACAUGGUAAGAAACCCGAUUUMUAUACCAUGUUUAAAGAUGUAGACGUUGUUAUCGAUGGCCCGUGCAAUUUCUUCUUUGAGGAACUUAUAGAAGCAUUUCCGGACGCUAAAGUUAUUCUAUCUAUACGAGAAGAAGAUGCUUGGAUCAGAAGUUAUACAAAACACGACGAAACUGCAAAGAAUUCCUUCCUUGUAAAGAUAAAAUGCUUGCUUCCAACAUUAAAAAACGUUUGGUUCAUUUUUAUUAACGGUAGAAUAGCAAGCGUAGGGAGUCCUGGUCCAAAGUCAUCCUACAUCUGUCGCAAGCGAUAUCGCUGGCACAACGAUCGAGUCAAGUCUGUAGUUCCUGCAGACAAGCUGCUUGUCUACAGUGUUGAACAAGGAUGGAAACCAUUGUGYGAGUUCACCGGCAAGAAUAUCCCAGACCAGUUAUUUCCACACUUGAAUGUCAAGGGGGAAUAUUUCGGCAUUUUCUUAAAAGAAACUCAGUUGGGGAAGAAAAUAGUAGGAGAAUUUAGAGUGUUGCAAGUGUGUUGUGUAGCGGUGGUGGUGGCUCUGAUUGGUAUUACUUUGAUCUACUUGUUUACGCUAUUUUAAUCUAACAAUUUUACAAAUUGAGACAAGGCAUUUAUAUYUUACGUAUAGAACUAAAGACGGAAGUGGAAUUCUUGUUCUUUGGACCAUUGUAGAUAAUGAUAUAUAUAGCCAAAUAGUUUCGUCUGUUUCGUGACUCCGUCAGAUGAAGCCACAGAAGGAGAACACAGGCAGCUCAAGCAAUGUGCGGUGUUGGACACAUGCAGACUGCAGACUAGGCUUAAAACGAUUAGAAUGAUUCUGAUGAUAAAUAGUUGAUAAUAAACUACUUGUUUAUAGUA
Actinia tenebrosa (Australian red waratah sea anemone) is the source of this 1154-nucleotide messenger RNA. RefSeq lists its product as uncharacterized. NCBI's taxonomy places the organism in Eukaryota, Metazoa, Cnidaria, Anthozoa, Actiniaria, Actiniidae. The record is from RefSeq and is a predicted model, not a curated record.